This is a messenger RNA of Bombyx mandarina (wild silkworm), 2310 nucleotides long. RefSeq names its product Glycerol-3-phosphate dehydrogenase 1 (gene Gpdh1). NCBI's taxonomy places the organism in Eukaryota, Metazoa, Arthropoda, Insecta, Lepidoptera, Bombycidae. The record is from RefSeq and is a predicted model, not a curated record. Gene Ontology annotation, biological process: glycerol-3-phosphate catabolic process; carbohydrate metabolic process. Gene Ontology annotation, cellular component: cytosol. Gene Ontology annotation, molecular function: glycerol-3-phosphate dehydrogenase [NAD(P)+] activity; protein homodimerization activity; NAD binding.
AUGGCAGAUAAACAGCCAAAGAACAAAGUUUGCAUCGUUGGAUCGGGAAACUGGGGUUCUGCUAUUGCGAAAAUUGUUGGUCGAAAUGCUGCGAGUCUAUCAAAUUUUGAGGAUAGAGUUACAAUGUGGGUGUAUGAAGAAAUAAUUGAAGGAAAGAAGUUAACUGAAAUAAUCAAUGAAACUCAUGAAAAUGUUAAAUACCUGCCUGGCCACAAAUUGCCUUCUAAUGUUGUUGCUGUUCCAGAUGUAGUUGAAGCUGCAAAAGAUGCUGAUCUUUUAAUAUUUGUGGUGCCUCAUCAAUUUGUCAGAACUAUCUGCUCUACUUUGCUUGGAAAAAUAAAGCCAACUGCAGCUGCUCUGUCUUUGAUUAAGGGAUUUGAUAUAGCCGAAGGCGGUGGCAUCGAUCUUAUAUCACAUAUUAUUACAAGAUGCCUAAAAAUUCCCUGUGCUGUAUUAAUGGGAGCCAAUAUUGCAUCGGAGGUUGCUGAGGAAAAAUUCUGCGAAACGACCAUUGGUUGUCGGGACGUAAUGCUGGCUCCGUUAAUGCGGGAUAUCAUACAGACAGACUACUUCAGGGUCGUGGUGGUGGACGAUGAGGACGCAGUCGAAAUAUGCGGAGCGUUAAAGAACAUUGUGGCAGUGGGUGCGGGUUUCGUGGACGGCCUCGGCUACGGUGACAACACAAAGGCUGCUGUCAUCAGACUCGGUCUCAUGGAGAUGAUCAAAUUCGUUGAUGUGUUCUACCCGGGAAGCAAGCUGAGCACGUUCUUCGAGUCAUGCGGUGUCGCAGAUUUAAUAACGACCUGCUACGGGGGCAGAAACAGACGAGUUGCCGAAGCGUUUGUUAAAACGGGACGGUCAAUAAAAGAGCUGGAAGACGAAAUGCUUAACGGUCAGAAACUACAAGGUCCUAUCACCGCGGAGGAAGUAAACCAUAUGCUCGCUAAUAAAAAUAUGGAAAACAAGUUCCCUUUGUUCACUGCGGUGUUCCGCAUCUGUCGCGGAGAACUUAAACCGAACGACUUUAUUGAUUGCAUUCGCAGUCACCCGGAACACAUGAAACUGCCCUUGGUCAAAUGUUCACUGUGACCCGACUGAGCUGCCUCUGCUGAGUGUCUCUUCACUCCACCUGCACUUAUCAUCAGCUAUUCCACAAAAUGCAUUUAUUUUGUACACUCGGCUAAGAACACAGUUUUGAAAAAGUAUAUCACGGCCCGCUUAACAUUAAACAUAUCAUAACAAGUCAGAUGACCCAUUUUGAACUAUUGCAUUGAAGAUGCACGUAUCAUGUUAUUGCUUUUGUACAUUUGACUUCAUGACUUUUUCGUGCCAAUUAAUCCACACUUAUUAUACUACUUCUUUUUGUUUUGUUUUGUUUAGAGUAAUACUUGUCGUGUACCGUUACCACCCGCUAUGGUAGAAAUAGGUACCAGUAAGUGUUGGUAUGAUUAGUGUUAAAUUAAUAGGCAAAUAAAUUGAGUGCUUGAUUUGUGAAUAGUCUCACGUUAUUCCUUCGGCUGUUAAAUUUUAUUAAGACUAUAAAAUAUAGUUAGAAAAAAUACAAAGUUAUUAAAAACUGUGUCCUUAGCUGAAAUGGCUUUGUUAUCAUUUAAUCACGAUCCGUGUUUUCUUUUGGCCGGUUUAUAGAAUAUUCUAAAAAUAUCUCUUAUGAGUUUUUUAUUUUACUUUAUUAUUAAAGAUAAAUGUAACGCCUUAGAAUACCUACGGUUUUGACACUGUACGUUUUGUCAUUGCAUACUGACUUUGGGGAAUUAAGUACCUAAAAUAGCUUUACAGUGUUUUGUACUAAUAAUAGUUACUAUUAUCAGUCAAUUUGUAGUAAUGACGUUAGGACGUUAAAAAGUCUCUUAAACUAGUCUUAAGACAAAAAUUGUUAUGUAUCAUAUGUUCGAUUUUUUUAAUUAUUAAAUAAAACAUGGUGCGCGUGAAACUUGGUGCAUGUGAAAGUGAAACUUCUUAAACGGUUUGUGAUUUUUUUCAUUUUUCGUCCAUAUAUCAAAUUUCUCCAAAAACGACCUAGCUCGCUUUGUCCUUUCCCACUCUCCACAGUUCGCGAGAUGCCAUCUAUUUUCUCACUUUUGCUCUUCCUAAUCCUAUCUUUUCUCUCUAUCUGUAACGAAUCUGUCGCGAGUUAAAUUUUACUCUCAACGCGCAUAGAGAAGUUUCACGUCAAAAAAAAAAAAAAAGUAUAGAACUUAGUUAAGAAAUUUUGCAGCAUUAAAUCCAUUCUCACCAUGAACAAAGUGAUAUGUAUAUCAUAAUUUGCCAUAUUAAAUUGAAUUCUGUGAU